UAUCGCCUCUUCUUUCUCUACGUAGAGCCGGUCUCAGCACUAUUAGGUGCAUUCUAUGCUGCCCGUCCAACGGAAUACCUUUCGCUUCUCACGUUAUCGUCCACUCCCACAACCUCUCCUCUACCGCCAACUACUGAGGUUGUAAUGUCACUUUACCAGCUAUCAAACCUGUAUCUCCUCUUCGCACUCAACGAACAUCUCGUCCUCUCGUCAGCAACCUCCUUGCGUACAUGGCGCCGUUUGCUAUUCUGUCUUUUGGUUGCGGACUUCGGACAUUUGGUUACUAUGGCACCGCUCGGACUCGAUACGUAUUGGAAAGCUUGGCAAUGGAAUGCGAUGAUGUGGGGUAGUGUUGGGUUCGUGUAUGUUGGUGCAUCAAUGCGUCUUUCUUUCCUCUUUGGCCUUGGGAUG
This is a messenger RNA of Fomitiporia mediterranea MF3/22, 411 nucleotides long. RefSeq lists its product as uncharacterized. The transcript has a single exon. The annotation marks the transcript as partial. NCBI's taxonomy places the organism in Eukaryota, Fungi, Basidiomycota, Agaricomycetes, Hymenochaetales, Hymenochaetaceae. The record is from RefSeq and is a predicted model, not a curated record.